CCCACUCGGUGCGUUCAAAUUUUCUGCAUUCGGUCGACGCAAAGAGUUUUCGGCGGUCGCAUUCGCGAGUGAGGCUCCCGGCGCGCGGCAGUUCGAAGCGCGGUACUGCGCACAAGGGCGAUCGGCGCGAGAGCGCGUUGCAAUAUGCGGAAGUGGGCAUGAACGUCGCCCGAAGCGAGGUGCUAGUGUUACGCCAGUGAAACACCCAGUGAACGCACAUUCAGUGAUACGAACUAUGAUAUUUGUGUGAGGCUCACGGGAGCGUCGGUGAUCUAUUAAUUCGAGGACUGGAAUUUUACUUUGAUGGAGUCGAGGGCAGGAAUUCGAGGCGGCCCGGGCAUGGACUCGCAGCAACAGCAGUACUGUCUGAAAUGGAACAGCUUCGGGUCGAACCUGGCAACGUCGUUCGCGAACCUCUGGAACUCGGAGAGUCUCGCCGACGUCACGCUGUACUGCGAAGGUCGUCAAUUCAAAGCACACAAGGUGAUCCUGGCGGCGUGCAGUAAGCACUUCCAGGAGCUGUUCGACACCGCCCCCCCGAGCCACGCCGGAGCCUGCUAUGUGUUCCUCGAGGCGACGACGGCCGACAACAUGCAGGCCCUGCUGGAGUUCAUGUACAAAGGCGAGGUGCACGUCAGCCAGGACGCCCUCUCCAGCUUCCUCAAGAGCGGGGAAAAUUUACAGGUCAAAGGGCUAUCGAUGGAGAUGUCCCAGGACGCGUGGGUGAAGCAACAGACCCAGCAGUCGUCGGAGCGCCACCAGAACCGUGUGAAGACGAGCCCAGUGUCGGGAGCCAACUGCGAGGUGCAGGAGGCACCGCCGCAGACCCACACCACGUUCGCCCCCAUCAUGCCGUCCUACGGCAUGCCGCUGCACAGUAGCGGCGGCAUGGGACGGUACGCCCCACCGGCUCACCUCCCGCUCCACUCCACGUCACAUCGCCGACCGGCGCCGCCGAAACCCUCGCCAUCACAGAGCCCACACGCACGGAAUUACAGGCAAAGUUCAUCUUCAUCGCACUGCGGCAGCGUGGCCGACGAGCCGGACACACGGUCGUCGCCGGGCGCGAGUGCCCGCUACGAGGAGACCCAACCCGACUGCACCUCGACCCUGGCCAACCCCAUCAAGAACAACGGAUACGAACGGUCAUCUAACAUCAAAGAAGAAAUGAUGGAACGACUGUCUAACGAUCAAGGGGCUGAAGAUCUCCGGAUAAAAAGUGAGGGAGAGUUUCACGGGCCGACGUUCAACAACUCUCCGCCGCCCGCCGUGCCGAUCCCGACCAGCAACUACCACGAGAAACCGCACGAGACCUCGCCAGUACCGCCCAAACCUAGUCCCGACAUUUGGCCAGCGAAACUCAUCACCAGCAAGUCUGGUGGGAUUGCCACAGCUGACGGAAAGAAAUUAAAGUGCCCAUACUGCGAACGACUGUAUGGCUACGAGACCAACCUGCGCGCGCACAUCCGGCAGCGGCAUCAGGGUAUCCGCGUGCCGUGCCCGCACUGCUCGCGCACCUUCACGCGCAACAACACCGUGCGCCGCCACAUCGCGCGCGAGCACCGCCACCAGGUCACGCCGCACCUCCCGCAAGGCCCCCUCCCCAACCACACGCAGUAAUUCUUCUCCUAAUUUAAUUCUCUAACCGAUCUACCUCCGUUUUUUCCGACCGCCGGGCGGCUCGAGGGUCGUCCGACCUCCCGGCGCGUCAGUUCCUCGUAACUAACGUACAAUAUUGUUACCUCAUUGAUGCAUAUUAUGUAAACAGUAAUCUACCUCAAAAUUGAUCUUAAGAUUUUUUAAGAUUUUGAAGUUGUGCGAUUUUAUUGUUACUUAAUUAGUUCACGUGUGACUUUGAAUGUUGCUCAGUGCUCGUCUCUGUUCUCUGGUAUUCUUUUAGUACCUCUAUACGCGUAAACGUACCUUUACUCGACUGUGAGAUAGAGUUACCUUUUAUACGUUUUAUUUGAACUCUCGGUCGAUAAAUAUAGCCUAUUUUAUGCAUCCGACCUGUCACCUGGGGAAUAUAGAGGCGUCGCGAGGCCGAAGGUCGCUGGCUGGACGUGUAAAUAAUAGGAGAAUAUUCUAUAUUGCCGUGACCUCGGUCGACGCGCCAUUCGAAAGUUCACUGUGACAAAUAAAUGCUAUUUAAUAUUUACUUUUACUGAUUAUUAUAUUCAUAUACAAUAGACUGGAUUGAUAUAUUAUUUAUAGGCAUCUGUGAUACAAUAGAACAGGCUCUACAUUAUUUUCGUUUGACUUUGUGCAUGUUACGGUUGCUUAGGUGUAACAUUUUUUUGUACAGUGAAUUCGAACAGGUUAUGUUUGUAUAGAGUUCGAUUUGCCCUAGACGCAUAAGUAGUUAGGUAAAGAGUGUUAAAAUUUUUGCAAGUAAGUUUGGAAGCAUGAAUGUGUGUUACAGUUCUACCGUUCGUUCCAGGCUCGCCUGUACGGGUGUUACUAUUGAGACCAAAUUAUUAUAUGUUUUUAUGCGAUGGUGUCGAUUUUAACAUUCCGUUUUACACUUUUUGUUUUCAUUGUAGCGCAUUUAGAUAAAGGUCACUUUAGUUCUUUUAACUAGUCAUUUCGAGUGCAACCAGUUGAGAUUUAAAGAUUAUUUAAUUAUUGUGAGGGCAGCGGGCGACGUAAGUGUAUUAUAUUCCUGUGGACGUCGUCCGCUCGUUCGUUACACUUAGAUUCCGAGCUAUAUACGUUAAACGUGUUUCACAUUGAAUGGGACAGUGCCAAAUAUCCUCAUUUUAAGUUCACAUUAUUUAUUUAUUCUUUGUGAAUAAUUAUGAAUGUAGCAACUGUGUGUGACUCCUGAUAUUUAGGAGUCGGUUGCAUUCAUAUUUAUUGUUAUAUUUAUAUUUAGGUUACACUGAUCUUUAUUUUUAAUAAUUAUAUCGAAUGCUCUAUGAAGGCUCAUUCGUUUUUUAAUUCUUGUGUAGAUUCCGUAUUUCCGUAUUCUAUAAUAAUUUUUUAUUUUCUCUUGCUUGCAUUUACGACAUUCUAUACCUCACAGAAUAUUAUGUAUUUGUUUUGUUACUAUCUUACACUAAUUUUUAGAUUACUGUUAUUGGUUUAAUUUGUUUACGGCGGUUGAGAAAUGUUAACUUUAACACUGAGAAUACGAUUGCACAUUGUUUCAUGAUAGCUGUUAUAACAGGGUUGGAAUACUAGGUAGUUGGAAGGAAUGGCUUUAGAGAUUGGGCUCUUGCGUUCGUGGAACAAAAAUAACAAGAGGUCAGUUUGUUUGCGGGUCAAUUUAUACUAGCGCAGAGUUGAGGCGCAAAGGAAAACCAUUUUUUUGUUGCAAUACUAUUCGGUUUAUGGUUAUACCGAUAUAAGAUGUGCGAAAAGAUGUGGCAGAAAGAUCGAAAUCAUCUUUGAUAGAGUAAUAAUUGUCAACGAGAAUUAUUUUUCUCUUGCAAUUAAUUGAAACGUGGAAUCUGGAACUACGACGGUGGCUUGAAAGGUAUUCGAGGAAUGGCACUCGAUUCGUUACAUGAAAUCAAUGGGUAAUUGCGUUAUGACUUUGAAUAUUCUUUGUUAUAUUUUGUU
Molecule: messenger RNA, 3564 nt
Organism: Aricia agestis (brown argus)
Lineage: Eukaryota; Metazoa; Arthropoda; Insecta; Lepidoptera; Lycaenidae
Gene: chinmo
Product: zinc finger protein chinmo
Exons: 7
Coding region: 304-1620 (438 amino acids)
Biological process (GO): regulation of transcription by RNA polymerase II
Cellular component (GO): nucleus
Molecular function (GO): protein binding
Source: RefSeq, a predicted model, not a curated record